Molecule: messenger RNA, 3374 nt
Organism: Haliotis rubra (blacklip abalone)
Lineage: Eukaryota; Metazoa; Mollusca; Gastropoda; Lepetellida; Haliotidae
Product: serine/threonine kinase-like domain-containing protein STKLD1
Exons: 19
Coding region: 32-2050 (672 amino acids)
Biological process (GO): protein phosphorylation
Molecular function (GO): protein serine/threonine kinase activity; ATP binding
Source: RefSeq, a predicted model, not a curated record
UGCGCACUUCGCCGGCGUCAGGUUGUCAAGAAUGGAGAACUACAGGAUUUUGGAACGCAUCGGAAAGGGUGGACAGGGCUCUGUACAUCUCGUAGAUCACAAUGAGGAUGGAAUCAAGUCUGUUCUGAAAAAGGUUGAAUGUCAUGAUGAGAGUGAGGCUAACAAGGCCUUCAAGGAGGCCAUGGCACUCCGACAGCUGCAGCAUCCCUACGUGUGUGGCUACAAGGAGUUCUUUGUCAUGUGGGACAAGGAGGAGUCGUCGAUGUUUGUGUGCAUUGUGAUGGAUUACUACAGCAAGGGGGAUCUGAAGAAGAUCAUCCAGCAGUACCAGAAGAACAAACAGCCCAUGGAGGAGGAGGUUCUAAAGAGGUACCUGGGGGAGAUUCUGGAGGCACUUAUAUUUGUACACAGGAAAGGUGUCAUUCACAGGGAUUUGAAGCCCAGUAACAUCUUUAUUCAAGAUAAUGACAGCAUUUGCCUCGGGGACUUCGGCGUUGCAACCAUCAUGGGCGACGCCAAGACAUGCACCAGGAACACUGUGGGCACGACUAACUACAUGGCCCCAGAAAUCCAGAACAACCCGUACGAUGAGAGGAGUGAUGUGUGGGCCCUGGGCUGCAUCUUGUUUGAGAUGACGACAACGGCUAUGUUUGAUGGUGUCAUGGUGGCAACGAAGCUGAAGGAGGUCAAGGACGACCCUGGCGUACUGGAGGAGAUCUUUGAGGAUGUGGCCAAGCAUUUUUCUGGAGACUUGAUCACGGCCAUCCGUCUGAUGCUGAAGUACAACCCCUCAAGGAGGCCGACGGCUGAGCAGCUGGUGGAGAAGUGCGCCUACAUCAGGAAGUGUGUUGAGGCAAGAGACUCUUCCAUGAUGGAGAAGAGGAUAAGACAGGCACAGACGGAAGAAGAGAAAGUCGCAGACCCUCUGACGUCAGAGUCCCCUGGGAUCCUGGUUGUCCUGGAACACAUCGCCAAGAUGAUUGAUAAUGAGGACUGUGUCAAGGAUGGCAUGGAGCACCUUGUGGAGCUCACCAAACAAGAUGGCGUCCUCCUGGAGGACAACAGCAAACGUCUGGUUGCCGCGGCAAUGAAGAAUAACAUCAACAACAAAACUAUACAAAUAGCAGGCUGCAAUGUGUUCAAUAAUGUCAUCGUUUCAGCUCAGACGGGGGAUGUUCUGUUUACGCCCGAAAUAAUCUCCGUCAUCAUCCUCUCCAUGAAGACUCACUCAAGCUGUUCAGAGUUGCAGCAAACAGCAGCUGCUAUACUCAUGGCAUUGUCGGCAGACAAUCGGUGGAGUCAUGGUGAGCUUAUCGGCAGUUUAGGCCACAGCCUGUCCUGCCUUGCUUGCAGAACACUUGGAGUCAUAGACCAGAUACUGUGUGCCAUGAAGACUCACAUAGAGAGUAGCGUAUCAGUACACCUUGCUGAGCUGUGUGCAACCUGUUGCAUGAGCGCCAUCUGGAAGCGCCAUCUCACAGUCAAUGAAAAUAACUUGCAGACAGCGUUUGACAGUCAAGCUAUUGAGACGAUAUGCUCCGCGAUGAAGACACACCCCACGUCGCAGGAAUUGGCGGAAGCUGCAUGUGCUGCCCUCUUCUCUCUCUGUCUGGAUGAAAAGAGUUUUGCCGUUGUGAACGACCUUGACACUGUGGGCAUACUGCUGAGUGCUGUAGAAACACACGACAAGAGCGCUAAAGUCGUGAAGAAUGCCUGCAUGGCUCUCUCGGGACUGGUUGAACCCGAUGAGGAGUGUGCAUACCGGGUGCUGACAAGCGAGGGGGGCAGCGACGCAGCAGAGAGUAAAGACGGCAUCCCCAUCAUCAUGAGGGCGUACGAGCUGCACAAGGAUAAUGCCGAUGUCGUGGAAUCUAUCGUCACUCUCUUCAUGGAACUUGUGGAAUAUGAUGACAUGAACGCUGAAAUGCGCCACCUAGCGGUGGGAUCACACAUACUGCUCCCUGUUCACAAACGUUUCCGGGACAACAGGGACAUCAUGAAGCCAUGUGAGGCGGCUAUGGUCAAGCUCGGAGUCAACAAGCCAUUAUAGACGGCCAUCUUUAAUCACCCUCACAGACAUUGUCAUUAGCAUCAUGAACACAGAAACAAUGAUCUCACUGAAACUUGAGGGAUUAAAAUAUUUCCCAAAUGUUCACCAGACAAGUGUGAAUCAUUUCCAUUUGGCCAAUAUAUCAAUCUAAUUCCAAGAUUCAUUUUCUGCUGGCCCCUGGGCAUAUAACAUAAUUGUUUUGUUUACCAACAGGUUGUCAGGUGAUGACUUUUCAACAUUAUUUCACAAGGACAGAUUACAUGUAAUUCAUCAUAGCUUGUAAGUUAUUCAGUAUCAUAUAUAUAUAUUACCAUAGUUUUUGUGGAAAUAUUGUAAACAAAUAUGGGUUUCACAGUUCUUACAGAGACAUUUUUUAAACUAUUCGUUUUGAGCCACCAUGAACAAUGACCUUCCCCUUCGAGUAUGGACAGCUAGUCAUGGAUGACGUCUGGCUGCUAAAGGCUACUCUUCAAAAUUAUAAACAGUUAUACAGUUGGAAUGAACAAGCCAAUCAACAUGAUGCAAAAUGGCUGAGAGUAAUUUCAUGGAUAUUCCCAUUGACAUUUAUAUCGCAUUAACGAAUGUACGAAUAACUAGUAAUUUGUUUGUCUAACGCUGAAGGAAACCGUUCUCAGGGGCAGGAAUGUUAUAAUUUUUAACCUCUACUGAUGAUUUAAAAAUGUUUGGUUCAAAACUUAUACUGUCGAUGUGCAGAAACAGCAGAAUCUCUAUAACCUGAGGCAAAUACUUGCAUUUGCCGUGGUAGUUUGUAAUUUGUUGAUCUCAAAAUGUGAAGAAUAGUUUAGAAAUUACAAAAUUACAGUGAUAUAGGUUGACUCUUUGGGUGAGUCGGUAUACAUUGUUAAUGGUCAUGUGAUAUUUGGCCAAUAUCGUUGAUGUCAGUUUUUGUAUUGUUUGAUUUUCAAGGAAAUGUUUUAUUUGAAAUUUGACUUUUUUUUUCUCAUUUGUCAUAUGUAUUGCGACAAAUUGAUUUCUUGGGCCAGUUGGUUUUUCUGAAGCUGUUAUUUCUGUGAAUUUGAUAUAAUAUUUUAUGUGAAAAUGUUAUUUUUCAUAGUGAGUUUUUUUAUCCAUUAUGAGACUAUCAGUGUUUUGUUACACAUUGUAGUACAAUCAUGAAACAAAGUGCCUAAUUAACAUGCAAUCCUAACUGGAUUUAACAAUUCAUAACACACAAUCCUAAGUGAAUUGAACAACUUUCAACAAACAAUUCUGACUGGAUUGAACAACUUUCAACAAACAAUUCUGACUGGAUUGAACAACUUUCAACAAACAAUUGAACAACUUCACUGGAUUGAACAACUUU